GCGUUCAGUCUAGUUGGCUGGGAGGAGAGGCGUGAGGCGAACGGCAGCAGUUUAUUCUUCUUUCUGACUUUUUAGUAGUUUAAGGUUUUUUUGUUGUUGUUGUCCUGUUUAGAGAAAAAAACAACAGAAAAUCUGGAUCCACGUGAGAAGACGAGGAUUUUUCAACUCACUGGAAAUAUUUAAGAGUUUUUGAGACUUUUUAUUUUUCUUCAGAGUGUCAACCUCUUACUCUGAGUUUGGGACAUUUGCUUUUCUUCCCUGCGUCUAUGAGAAGAGUCUUCUACUUGUAAUUUUGGUGGAGGAAGAUGGUUUAGCUCAAGGAGCUGGAGAUCUCCUUAAAUUCUAGAAAAUAUAAAAAAAAUCCCAAUCUGUGAGACUUCAGUGCUUAAGGACAGGUUCUCCCCUUAUUGCUGAGCCAUGGCUGGGAUGUAUGGAUGCUUCAAGGGCAAAGGCAGUGACAGUGCUGCCAUGGCAUCAGGAUCCCCAGACCUAACCAAUCAGGAGCCUGCUGAGGUUCGGGAAGAGAGUUCAGGAAAGAAGAAGUCCAAAUUCAAAACGUUUAAAAAGUUUUUUGCCAGGAAGAAGAGAAAAGAGCCAUCAAGUGGCGGAGCAGAGGCGGGCCUUAAAGCCAGCCAGUCCAUCGACAAUGUCAGCAAAACCUCGGAGAGCAACGCUCUCACUCGAUCGGAGAAGGACAAAGGAUCGGGGUCAAAGAUCAGCCUGGGUGGCAAAGCCAUGUCCCAUGACUCUGUCUUUGUUUGUGACACAUCGGAGGCCAACGAGGCUCUGGGGGCGUCUCAGGACAGCAUUCACGGGAAAGUGAAGUCCCUGCAGCUCCAGCUGAAGCAGGCCAUCAGGCUGGGCUCGCCUCCUUCCUUAAUGUGCGUGAAAAAAAACGAGGACGCCGUGACCACGUCCGAGGAGGAUGGCCCGCCCUGCAGUCCCCCAGAAUACGCUCCCUUUCACUCACGUCAGGAUCAGAGGAACAGCUCCAACUGUCUGCACGGAUUAGAUAAUGACCAGUUGCCUUGUGGGGCCUCCAGUAGAGCGGUGAGCCCCCUAGUGGUUCCUGGGGACUUCAGCCAGCCGGCCAGCCCGUUUGCCUGUCUGGAUAAUUCUGCUGCCAAACAUAAACUGGGUUUGAGACCCAAAGCAAACAACAGAAGGAAACCUGUCAGGCGGCUGGAUGGGAAAACAGAAGCAGACACUGCAGUGGUGGAGAAGUUGAUCAUCUCCACACCAGGAGCAGAAACGAACGCCGAGGAGGAGGAGGAGGAGGAAGAACAAAACUCUGAAGAUGGAAUUGAUGAUCAGCUAAAACCAAAAGUAGAGGAGGAGGAGGAGGAGGAAGAGGAGGAGAAGAUUCACGCAGAGGAUCCCAGACUCUCCCUGUUUAGGGGCGAGGAGGGAGAAGAUGAGUCGGAAGCAGAAGCGGAUGUUUCUCACGGCCUGGACGCUUCCUGCAGAGGGGAGCAGAGUGUCUCAGAGGAGGAAACCUCUGACGGUCCGCCUGUGCCCUCCUCUGAGUCCAGCUCGAGAGCCUCCCCGCUGGACCCUCCCAGAAACACACCAGAGCCCCCUGCUGGCUCGAGGGAACGUGUGACUCCAAGCACCUCCAGCACAGAGGAGGACAACCAGGCUGAAAGUGGCUCCACGUCAGGAGGAGAAGCUGCUUUCCAAGAGGAGAAGGACGGAGAGAGCUCCCUCUUAGAGGAGGUGCUAAGUUCUUUAAAGACUCCCCUCAAGCCCUGCUCACUGGACGGGGAAGAUGUGGAGGAGGUCCUGGAGCCAAAGGAGGAAAUGGAGAAAAACCAAAAGGAGGUGGAGGAGAAAGAAGAGGAGCAGGUUGAUAUUCAGACUGCUUCUCCGUGCUCCGUCCUGGCAGACCUGACCACAGACGAACAGAGAGAUUCCUGCCAGGAGGAAGAUGAUUCUGUGGAAGAAGAAAAGGCAGCCAAAGAAGAGGAAGAGGCCGUGAAUGAAGAAGAGGAAGAGUCAGGGAAGGAAGAGGAAGAGGCACUGAAUGAAGAGGAAGAACCAGUAAAAGAAGAGGAACUUUUAGUCGUGGAGCAUUUUGACAAUCAUGAGGAGGAAACAAAGAAAAGGGAGGAAGAAGAGGAUAAAAAUAUGCCUGUAUCCAUAAAUGAGGACGACGAAGAAGAAGAAUUCAUGAAUCUAGAGAAGGAAGAUGAGGAUGAAAAAGAGAUAGAGGAAGACAAAGUACAACAGCAGGAGGGCGAAGACGAAGGUGAAGCAGAGAUGAUGCGAGAAAUGAUUUCUCCUUCUCAAGAUGAGGAAGAUCAGAGAGGCUCCCCUUUGGAGGGGGCGGAUGAAGUCACAAAAGCUGCUGAUGAAGAAAUUCUCCUGAUGCAGGACGAGGAAGAUGAUUUUAAUCACAAAUCUGAGCAUGUGGAGGAGGAAGACUUUGUGGGAGAAGAGCCUGAGAAGGAGAAAGCAGGGAUAGCCGUGUUUGCGGAGCAGGAAGUGGAGACAACGGAACAGGAAGUGGAGCAGGAAGCGAAGACAGCCGAGCCGGCAGAGCAGGAAGUGGAGCAGGAAGUGGAGACAUCCGAGCCGGCAGAGCAGGAAAUGGAGCAGGAAGCGGAGACUGCAAAACAGGAAGUGGAGCAGGAAUUCGAGACGGCAGAACAGGAAGUGGAGCAGGAAGCGGAGACAGCGGAGCCGGCAGAGCAAGAAGUGGAGCAGGAAAUGGAGACAUCCGAGCCGGCAGAGCAGGAAGUGGAGCAGGAAGGUGAUGAUGUGAAGCAGAGUGAAGACGCCGGUUUGCCUGAGCCUCUUCGUCCUGAGACCCAGCAUGAAAGUCACUCACAGGAGAGUGUGAUCAGCCCCUCCAGCAAGACCAGCAUCCUAAGCAUCAAUCUGGCCUCCCCCAGCUCAGAAAAAUCCUUCCAGUUCUCUCCAGUGGCAGUUAGUCCUGGUCCCAGUGUCACGGAGUUCCCGACUGCUGAGGAUGAAGAGGAGGCCGACACUGCAACUAAGGAAGUGGCAAAAGAGGAAGGUUCACCUCCUGCCACUCCCUCUCCAGAGGAGACUAAAGUCCGCUUCACCAUCGCUCCUGCCUGGCAGAGGUGUCAGAGUCUGACCUCUCCUUCCUCCUCACCUGUCUGCGUCUCCUCACCCAAAGAUGAGGAGGUCCCUGUGAAGGAUCACACUUCAGAGGCCGAACCAGCGAGUGAAUCUGUGUUGGGUCCAGGCAGAGUGAAGGCCGCAGGCAACCCCACUUCUAAAUCGCAGACCAGCCCCUCCCCGGUCAAAGCUCCGAGCCCGGCUGCUGCAAACACUACAGAGAGCGCUGCCACAACAGGGGGCAACCCCAACAACCCUUUUGGAGUGCGGCUGAGGAAGACGUCAACUCUUCUUCGCUUUAACUCUGAGGAGGAAGAAGAGGCUCCGGUUGAGUCUGUAAAUCCUCCAACAAGCUGUAAGGCUGAGUCGCCUCAGGUCUGCAGUAAACCCUCCGCAUCUCAGCCGGUCUGCAACAAGCCCGCCCUCCCUAAGAAACCGGAACUCCAAGCGGAGGCCGGAGGGAAGCUGAAACGCUUCUCAGGGAUUUCAGAUCCGCCUCGAGCAGAUCCUCCCAGCUGGAUUUCUGUGGCCAAACACAAGCAGAAGCUCUACAGAGAAAACUCGCUGGAUGAGAUAACCCUCAAGAAGGAGGAACAAGAGAAAAAGCCUUCACUGCCAAACAAGGAGCCCAGAACCAAGGCAGCAGAAUCCAGCAGCCAUGUGGUUAAGCCGGAGGCCGUCAAGCCACCCGUGUCUCCAGAAAAAGACCCCAAGAGGGCGCUCUCCCCUCAAACUUCUGCAGCUUCUCAGCCUUUCAAAUCCCAGCUGCUCCCCUGCCCCGUUGCUCCGAAGCCACAAGUGCCCCCUCCCGUGGCAAAGCAUCCCAGUCCACCCCAAAAAUCCCUGCCGCCCCCCACUCCAGUCCCCGUUCACCCAAAACCUCCCAGUAUACCCCCCUCAAAGCCCACCUCCACUCCCCAAACUACUCCAGUCCCAUCCCCUGCCUUUGCAUCAAGAACCACUCCUGAAAAGUCUCCGUCCAGAUCGGCUGGACCCCCCGGACCACGGGGUCUAACUACCCCGGCUCUGCCGCAGGAUGAGCCCCCCUGGAUGGCGUUGGCAAAGAAGAAAGCCAAAGCCUGGAGUGAAAUGCCGCAGAUCGUCCAGUGACUGGCCAUUUACCGCCUCGCUGGGUCUGACGGACCGCAUAGACCACAAUGCAUUGCACAUUCCUCCUAACUAUAGGGGACUACUCUGAUGUUCACAUGUAAUCAGUUUAACGUCUCUGCUCUCAUCCUGUCCAAGAGUCGCCUUUUCUGAGCGUUCAACACAACUUUCCUUUUCUUAGAUUGUCAACGGUGCCUCAACAUGUCGACUCACAACAAUAAAACACACAUUUUAAUGGAACUAACUGAGUUCGCAUGACCGAAAGAAUCCAGUCAGAAAAAGGGAACACAGAUUAUUUUAUGAAAUAACUUUAUUGAAAAAGUACUAAGGAGCAAACAGGCAGAGUAAAAUAUUAUCAAUAUUUUUGUUUUGUGUUGGGAAUGAAUGGACGCGUGUGUCUCUCUGCCUGGGAGUGCUUUUAUUUUAUCGCAGUGAUCUCACAACCGUUUCAGCCAUUUCCUCUCAAGAAAAUUUACAAAUUAUUAUCCUUUUUGUCCAUAAGUUUCUGUAAAAUAUAUUUUUGAUGUUCUUUAUUAAUAUUUUUGCCAUCUUUUUGCUGUUCUGAAUACAGAACUCCCAUGUUUUGUUCUCGCUUUUUGCAGACAUUUAGAAUUGGACUGUUAUCAGUAGCGUAAACUCACUUCCUGGUUUUUGUUUUCUCGAUGCAAAAGAACCCGUUAAGGAAAAGUCAUGAUUGUUCUGUAUCAUUUAAACGUGUCUUUAAAGUAACUAAACAUGUUACACUUUUUAUUUUGUAUUGACUUUUGAGAAUCUCUCUUGUACAUAAAAUGUACAGUAAACAACAAAUGAAAUAACAA
Molecule: messenger RNA, 5012 nt
Organism: Oryzias latipes (Japanese medaka)
Lineage: Eukaryota; Metazoa; Chordata; Actinopteri; Beloniformes; Adrianichthyidae
Source: RefSeq, a predicted model, not a curated record